Molecule: messenger RNA, 2428 nt
Organism: Exaiptasia diaphana
Lineage: Eukaryota; Metazoa; Cnidaria; Anthozoa; Actiniaria; Aiptasiidae
Exons: 22
Coding region: 24-2342 (772 amino acids)
Biological process (GO): monoatomic cation transmembrane transport; response to ATP
Cellular component (GO): plasma membrane; nuclear inner membrane
Molecular function (GO): extracellularly ATP-gated monoatomic cation channel activity; purinergic nucleotide receptor activity
Source: RefSeq, a predicted model, not a curated record
UUAAUCAUCACUCACGAUCAAAGAUGGCGGAGAAUGGAGGUUGCUGCAGUUUGUUUACUUCUUUGCUCUUCGAAUAUGACACASAAAAGAUCGUUCAUAUAAAAAAUAAGAAGAUUGGCAUUAUAUUUAGGCUGAUACAGUUGAUAAUUAUCGGUUAUAUCAUUGGGUACGUUAUAGUUUAUAAAAAAGGAUAUCAAGAGUUCCAGUCUCCUUACAGUUCAGUAACGACCAAGUUAAAGGGUGUAGCUUUAACUAAUCUAUCUGAUCUAGAGUUUUAUGGAAACACUUUUGUAUGGGAUACUGCUGAUCUUGUUAUUCCACCAGAGGAAAAUGGAGCAUUGUUUGUUAUGACCAAUAUGAUUAUAACACCCAGGCAGACCCAGGGCAAAUGUCCUGAAGACCCCAGGGUAAAGAAAGCCAACUGCACCCAAGAUUCUGACUGUCCUUAUCAUGGUACUAUACCAGGAGGACAUGGAUUGAACACAGGGAAGUGUGUUUCAAGUGAUAGACAACCAAACAAGAAAGUCUGUGAAAUAUUUUCAUGGUGCCCUGUAGAGAUUGAUGUUCUUCCAAUGCCAGGUCAUAACCUAAGAAAAAAUGUCCCACUUCUGGAAGCUGUAAGAAACUUUACUCUCCUCAUCAAGAAUACCGUCCAGUUUCCUAAAUUUGAUGAGACAAGGCGUAAUAUUGACAAAAGUAUGGAUGACCUUGGGACUUGCAAUUUUGAUCCCAUCAAGGACCAUUUAUGUCCAAUUUUUAAACUUGACACGAUCGAGAAGCUUGCUAAUGUUGAUUUUGAUAAAAUGGCUUAUGAGGGAGGAGUUAUGAGUGUAGAAAUAUCAUGGAAUUGUAAUUUUGAUCCUUUAGCAAAGCACUGUGAACCAAAGUAUAGCUUUAGAAGGCUUGAUGCAACUGAUGGGCAUACCAUUGCCCCUGGAUAUAGUUUCAGAUAUCCCAAAUAUUACAUUCAGAACGAAACACUGUACAGAACACUUACUAAAGCAUAUGGCAUUCGCUUUGUCGUCAGUGUUUAUGGACAGGUAUGUACUGGGUACUUGUGUAAAAGCGAAGUGGAACCUGAAGACUCUAAUUUCAUCUUCAAUAUGGCGUUCUGCGAGAAGGUUUGUGAUGCUCUUUUAGAAUAUAAUACAUCAAAGAUUGUACAUAUAAAAAGCAAGAAAGUUGGAUUAAUAARUAGACUGAUUCAACUUGCAAUUAUAGCUUACAUUAUAGGUUAUGUCAUUAUUUACAAGAAAGGCUACCAAGAAAAGGAAAAACCAUAUAGCUCAGUCACAACCAAGUUAAAAGGAGUUUCAUUUACAAAUCUUACACUUAAAAGUGGAUCUUUUCCAUAUUAUGGUGGUCCAUUUGUAUGGGAUGAAGCUGAUUAUGUGGUCCCUCCAGAAGAAAGUAAUGCAUUUUUUGUAAUCACCAACAUGAUCAUCACUCCAGAUCAAAAACAGGGUAAAUGUCCAGAGAGUUCAGGAACACAUGGAGUCAAGUGUUAUAACGAUAGUGAUUGUACACCUAAUAAGCCAACAUUGUAUGGUCAUGGAAUCCAGACCGGUAAGUGUGUGAACUCGUCGACUAAUAACAAGACAUUACAAGUAUGUGAGGUGUAUGCAUGGUGUCCAAUAGAGACAGAYGUCACUCCAAUGCCUAUCUUUGAUCCAAAGCUUCAGGAAGGAAAACCUCUAUUAGAUGCAAGUGAACAUACUGUGUUAAUCAAAAAUACUGUACAAUUUCCUACUUUCAAAAUAUCCAAGAGAAAUAUUGAUUCACAUUCAAAUGGAGGRCAACUGAAAAAAUGUACUUAUGACAARAAGACUUCUCCACUGUGUCCAAUUUUUAAACUAAAAACCAUUGUAGAUGAAGCAAAUCAGGAUUUCUCAAAGCUUGCUUAUGAGGGSGGAGUGAUGGGAAUCAUAAUCAGAUGGGACUGUGAUUUUGACUCUCUUACUUACUCAUGUAAACCUGUAUAUUCAUUUAGAAGAUUGGAUGAUUCUCAUGCACCUAUUGCAGAAGGAUACAAUUUCAGAUACGCUCGGUAUUUUGUGAAGAAUGACACAUUACAUCGUACUUUGUUUAAAGCUUACGGAAUUCGAUUUGUGGUGACCGUCAUUGGCGAGGGUGGUCAAUUCAGCGUUAUUCCUCUCUUCCUCAACCUUGGAUCUGGUCUUGCUCUUCUUGGAAUUGCCACUGUCCUGUGUGAUGUAGUCGUAUUAUAUGUAUUAAGAAGAAAGGAAUUUUAUCGUGCAAAGAAAUACCAGGUUGUCAAUGACAACACAGAUGAGGAGGCCCUUGUUCACAAUUCCUACGGCAGCAAGUCAUCACUUAAGUAAUAAUAACACAUCAACAUCAAGGAAAAUGAAAAUARUAUCCAGACUACCGCAGUCCAAAGUGAAUAAAAAGGCUCAUUUUUUUAGCA